GUCAAUCUAAGUACUUAACAAAGUAAACUAUGAUGUCCACUCGAACUUUCGGAGAAACAAUUGAGGAGUACGAGGUACAGCACUUGUUGGGCAAAGGAGGCUUUGCUAGCGUUUACAAAGCAAGAUGCCUGCACUCACAUCAAGAUGUGGCAAUCAAAAUGAUCGAUAAGAAACUAAUCCAGGGGACAGGACUCACGAGCCGUGUUCGACAGGAGGUUGAAAUUCACUCUCGCCUUAAGCAUCCUUCUGUGCUGCAGCUGUACACAUUUUUUCAAGAUGUGAAUUAUGUGUAUUUGGUUUUGGAGUUGGCCCACAACGGCGAACUGCAGCGCUAUAUGAAGCAGCACCUUUUACGUCCCUUUACCGAAUCCGAGGGGGCCACUAUAUUGAGGCAGGUGGUGGCUGGCCUCCUGUAUUUGCAUUCCCACAACAUCAUGCACCGUGACAUUUCGCUAUCCAACCUGCUGCUCAGCAAAGAAAUGCAUAUCAAAAUCGCCGAUUUCGGCCUCGCAACUCAACUGAAACGACCUGACGAAAGGCACAUGACGAUGUGCGGCACUCCCAACUAUAUUUCCCCCGAGGUAGUUUCCCGAUUGUCGCACGGCCUGCCAGCGGAUGUUUGGAGUGUUGGGUGUAUGCUCUAUACGUUGCUGGUGGGGCGACCGCCGUUUGAAACCGAAGGUGUGGAAUCUACGCUCAACAAAGUCGUGAUGUCUGAAUUUAUGAUGCCAUCACAUUUGUCCUUCGAAGCCCAAGACCUAAUCCAUAAGCUGCUCAAGAAAAGCCCACACGAACGCAUUACUCUUGAGCAGGUCCUCCGGCAUCCAUUUCUGAAAAGAACGGUUGGUGGUUCAUCGUAUAGUACAACGCCUGGCGCGUUAAAUGAAUUCAGUCAAAGUCUUGCCAGUAGCGAUAGCGGAAUCGUAACAUUCGCCAGCAGUGACUCUAGGAAAUCGCACCGGCUUCGGUCUGUCGACAAUUCUUCAGGACAAUCAAUGCCACAGAUAAUGGAAGAAUAUUUGCCGUCGUCUAAUCUGGGCUACGAUUCGAAGGAGCAUCGACCUAUUUACGAACAGCAUGGCUCAUAUCUACCAACACCAGGCGACCAGUUGGAAAAUAGAGACGCCAAAUGGCCAGGAACAAACAACUUGGCACCGUUCACAUCGGAUAGCGACAUGAUACCGUCACCUGUGGGUGAGAAACGUCUCUUGAUGCCGCCAUUAGAAACGAAAAGAUUGCAACCGACGCGUUAUAAAACGAAAAAUGCUAUAAUGAGUAUUUUGCGGACUGGUGAGGUUGUCUUGGAGUUUGUAAAGUUUAAGGUCAAGUACAAUGAAGAUCGUAUUACUGAUAUUUGUCGCAUAUCUGAAGAUGGACGCCGUAUUAUAAUCUAUCAGCCGGAUCCAGGACGAGGCUUACCAAUAAGAGAACACCCACCAGAUCCGCUGAUACCAAGCGAGAACUGCGUGUAUAAUUACGAGAAUUUACCGAAUAAACACUGGAAGAAAUAUGUGUACGCUGCCCGAUUUGUGGGCCUGGUGAAGAGCAAAACACCGAAAAUCACUUUUUUCAGUAGCCUUGGGAAAUGCCAGCUUAUGGAGACGAUGACGGACUUUGAGGUUCGCUUCUAUUCCGGAGCAAAGCUAUUAAAGUCCUCCACGGACGGGGUCAAGGUGUUCAAUUCGAAUGGAGCAGUGCUUUCGGAUAAUGGCUGUGCGGAGGCACGCAAUUUAAUUGACCACGGAAAUGAAUGUUUCUCCCAUUGCGUCAAUAUCAGUAAUGCUCUGGAGCUCGCCCAGACUAAAGAGAAUACGUGUUUUCCUGUCACAAUUGGGCGACGGCCUGCCGCAGACAUGCACGCGGGUCAACGUUUCGAUGGUCUUAGGGACACUACAAACUUUGCAUACUCCACUCCGAAAUCAAAUCAGGGCUCAAUUAACUUUUCCGUGAGCACCAUAUCGACGACUCGAAGUGCCUCGGACUACAAUUCAAAUACACCGCGGCUCAACAUGUUGGCUGCGCACCAAAAUGUUCCAAUCAAACGUAUCACCGUUCCCGAAAUUGGAAUUGUUACGGAGUUGUCCCAUGGAGUUGUGCAAGUGCAAUUCUAUGAUGGAUCUAUGGUCUCAGUAAUACCAAAGGUGCAAGGAGGAGGCAUAACUUAUACACAGGCCAACGGUCUGUCUACCCAUUUUGGCAACAACGACGAUUUGCCAUUUGCGGUCAGAGAUCGAAUCAAUCAAAUGCCACAGUUGCAAAUGAAGUUAAAGUGCGCUCCAUUGUUGGGGAACGCCAGAAGUGUAGACUGCCAUUUAAUGACGCCCAAAACGACAACGCCUUUUUACAAUCGCAUGAUAAUUUGACAAGUUGUGCAUCUGAUAUUGAUAUGUUAUGUUAAAAACACUCUUCGAUUAAUAUUGUAUU
Molecule: messenger RNA, 2424 nt
Organism: Drosophila persimilis
Lineage: Eukaryota; Metazoa; Arthropoda; Insecta; Diptera; Drosophilidae
Gene: SAK
Product: serine/threonine-protein kinase PLK4
Exons: 7
Coding region: 30-2363 (777 amino acids)
Biological process (GO): protein phosphorylation
Molecular function (GO): ATP binding; protein kinase activity; protein binding
Source: RefSeq, a predicted model, not a curated record